Messenger RNA from Homalodisca vitripennis (glassy-winged sharpshooter), 2101 nucleotides. RefSeq names its product ubiquitin-protein ligase E3B-like. The transcript is spliced from 12 exons. The record is from RefSeq and is a predicted model, not a curated record. Gene Ontology annotation, molecular function: protein binding; ubiquitin protein ligase activity. Gene Ontology annotation, biological process: ubiquitin-dependent protein catabolic process; protein polyubiquitination. The coding region runs from base 166 to 2085 and encodes 639 amino acids. Lineage: Eukaryota; Metazoa; Arthropoda; Insecta; Hemiptera; Cicadellidae.
GAAUAAUGAAAUGGCCGCGUAGUAUCAAAGGUUAGUGUAUUGUUCACUUUAUCGAUGUAAAUAUACAAAAUUGUUUAGUAGUAUGUUGUGAAACGAAGGUCAAGUUUACAGCAUGCAAAAUACUUUUACUUUAUUGAUGUAGAAAGUGGAAAUUGAUUCGGGAAAAUGUUUAAACCAGAGUCGCAGAAGGGAACUUUCCUAGAACAGACUAAAGCUGCAAGAGAAGAAAGAGCGUUAGAGAAGAAGAAAGAGAAUGCAGCAAUCACAAUCCAGGCACACAUUCGUGGGUGGCUGGCCAGGUGUCAGUUUCGUCUCCUCAUUCUGGAGGAGUAUGACAACGAGAUGAAGACUAUAAAUGAGGAGGUGAAGUUGGCAGACCUGAAGCCAUCUCUCCACAUGUAUAGAAUCAUCCAGCGAUUUCUAAUGGUGUGGAAGAAAGAACGGGAUAAGGAUAGAUUUGAUAAAUUGUGCAGAUACCUGGUGCUCAGCCUGGAGGCAGAGAACGGCCGAGUCAGCUACGUAGGAGUGGCUCUGAACAAAGAGUUCGCCAUCUCCUGGAUAGCUCAUAUUAAGGACAUACUCUGGAAGUGCUGUGAAUACCUGGAGGGUCUGAGACCGGAUGUGCCGUCAGAUACUCGUAGUAUUUUGCUGCUAUUGCACACUCUGGUGUCCUUCACUGCUACCAACACGUGGGCACUGCUGCGAGCCGCUAACAUGGCACCUCUUCGUGCCGGCAUGGCGCAGCUAUGCGCUAACAUCAUGGGCCACCUGUUCAUGCGAGGCUUCUACAUAACACUUAAGGCACUGUUGGUGAAGGGUCUGGCGCGCUCCAAGGUGUGUCUCAAGCACGUCUCCCUCUCCGCAAUCAUGACCCUGGCCACCAGACCUCUGAUCUCCGCCGGUCUCACGGACAAGCUGGUCUCCAUGUUUCUCAUCCACAUCGUCAGUGUACCAGCCCUGAUCCACCACUUGCACACGUUGGCUCCAGAGUGCCUUGGAGUUCUGGAGUCUUCUGACUUCCUCCUGCGAGCCCUGGAGUUGCUGAGUGGUGAGCAGGACAUGAGGAUAGUAUUCAACACCCUGGAGGGUAACUACGCCCUGUGUCUGUUGGCCAACCUGAUACAGUUGGUAUACCUGCAGCGAGAUACCACCUUCCAGCUUAUUCAUUUCCCCAUGUUCACUCUGGUUAUAACACGUCUGCUUGAGUCGUGCCAGCAUUACGUGACGACCAAGCAGUCUAACCUGACCCACUGGAACCCGGUGCUGGGGUGGUUCGCCCAGUCGCUAGACCCCGGCCUACAGGAGGCUAUCCCGCAAGUGAAGGACCAGUUGUUCCUGCUGUGGAGUCAGCCCGUCGUGGCAGCACUGCUCGGCUCCGCUCUGGACCAGGCGUUGGAACAGUUCCCAGAGACCCCUCCACCACCCACACCUCCUCCGAGCAGUAACCUCUUCAAACGUGCCCUCGAGGCCAGGACAAACAGAGCGAAUGCGGCAAAACAACUGCGCAACAAGCUGGGUAGUCCUGAGACGACCAAAGUUGCACUCAUCUGCACUCUCUACCACACUGCACUCAACACACUCACUCAGCUUCGUCUAGAUAUACUGACUGGUCUAUGUUACCAAGACAAGAUCCUCUAUCAGCUGUGGAGGUUUCUGACCUCGCUAGGACCUCACUGUGGUCUCAAGCCCUUCCUCAACCUGCUCUCUGUCAACACCAAGGGUUCUGCUCCAGAGUUCAACAUUCUCAUAUUGUUCGCCGACUGCAUGACGCAUUAUGUAACGAUUCUUGAUGACAUUGAAAUGUAUGAGCAACAGAAACCAUUCACACUGAAUGACUACAUCUCAAUGUCCAGCUUCCUCAACCACUUUCUAUUCACGGGCAUCAUGAAUAAUUAUUUUGAACCGAAAAGUAUAAAACAGCAAUGGUCUGUUCCAUUCGUGCCACACACUGCUGAUGGUGUUGUACCGCAGAGACUGUCGCCGCAGCUACACGCAGCCCGGUCACUGGCUUGUCAAGGAUCUACGUACAUCUGCGUUCAUGGCCGACCUCGACAAAGGCAAGAAGCCCAACCAGGUAACUGCUAAGAGUGUGCAGUUCAAU